AUUAAAACUAGAUUUAACGCCAAAAAUGUUCAGAUGAUGCACAUAUCUAGCAGGAUUUGGUGGUUCUGUUUCUACGGUUAUACCCGAUUACCAUAUUCAUUUCACUGACAGAACGUUUCGGCAAUAAUUUUUCCACAUAACCUGCUUUACUUUGCAUGCAUUUGAGACGUCUAUAAGAUAAUUUACGUGAAAAAUGCUGAAUAGUGAACUCUAAGUUCUCUUUAGUCGAAUAUUGCCGCACAGAAACUAAGAAACCUUUUUUACGAAUACCUAAUGUAAAAUUGUGAACAAAUGCCGGAAGGCUGCUAUUGCGUGCCUCCCAAAGACUGCCAAAAUGGCAGCGAUCACCACGUAAUCAUUUGAUAGCGGGUCGACAGUAACGCGACAGUGACACACUCUACAUGCUCUAUUAUAUUUUCCCUUUUUUACUGUUUUCUCAUGUUUUUUCCCUAUAGAUUUUGUUUCGAUUCACCGUGCAUCCGCGAGAUAAAAGAGUUGUUUUUUCAUCCGGCUUUUCAGUCCCCUGAUUUAAACCUUGUAAAGAUCUAAGAGUAAAUAUAUUUUACGAUUAAAUUCGUUUAUUUAUUUAAUAUGUUGAUCUAUAAUAGCGCAUAAAUUAUUUGUGUAUUGCUCUAUAAAAAUUAGAUUCGCUACAAAUGACGUACUAUGGAUGAAUCAUAGUCUGAAAAUACAUAAAUAGUCAUAUAGAAAUUUAUUUGAAUCGUAAAAUUCCUCGUAAAAAAACUCGCUAUAGCCGCCAGACAAUUAUAUUGCAAUUUUAAAAAUUCUAUCGUACUAAGUAGACUGAAGCAUUCCCUCACACGCCGUUCUUUCACGCUCUCUCUCUCUCUCGCAGGUAACCUUCUCGUGAUCUUCGUCAUUCUACGCAACCGGCGCAUGCGCACCGUCACCAACUACUUCCUCGCCAACCUGGCGAUCGCCGACUUCUGCGUCGGCGUCUUCUGCGUGCUCCCGGUCAUGUACUACCAGCUGUGGUACUACUGGCCGCUGGGCGACGUGCUGUGUCGCGUCUACGUGUUCAUGUCGGGCGCGUCGUAUACCGCUUCCAUCCUCAUACUGAUGACGGUCUCCGUUGAACGCUUCCUCGCCGUCAACUACCCGAUGAAAGUGAAGCAGAUCAUCACGCCGCGUCGGCUGCACGUUGCCACCGUCAUCAUCUGGGGCGUCGCCGUCGUCAACAACGUGCCGAAGACGCUCAUGUUCGGACUCGUCGACUACGGCGGCUUGUAUCUGUGCCUCAUCGACCCGUCGUUCAACGUAAACGCCUACGACGCCGUCAACUUCUGUCUCUGGUACGUCGUGCCGCUGGCCAUCAUCAGCGGCUUAUACACGAAGAUCGGCAUCACGCUCUGGCGAAGCUCGACCACCGCCAGAGGGUGCUGCGCCGCGCUCGUACCGCGCCGGUGGCGCAGUGUAGACUCGGCUGUUUACUACGCACCGCCGUCGGCGCUGCGCGCGCACCACACGGUCGAGCUGGACGCAGCACUUCGCGGAAAACCCGGCGCGACGACGACGCCGACGACGUCGUCGAAUCACAUGACAACGCGCGCGGAGAAGCGACAAAUCAACAUGCCGACGACGGGCUAUAACUCGGUGUCGCGGCCGUCGGCCACGAUGUCGUCGUCGGCGUCGGCCGUGCCGCCCUACUGCUGCUGUAGCGUGUCGAACCUGAGCGACGAGUCAUUGGACAGGACCAAGCUGCCCGUGUCUCAACCUACGGGAUCUACUCAGGGGCUGUCCAGCUGGGAUGCGACGCUGGUGCUGCGCAUGCGCAGGAACGACGCCGACCCGGCGAAUUCGGUGAACAUGAAGCGGCGGCGCGUCAUUCGUCUGCUGGUCGCCAUCAUCCUUGCGUUCGCUCUCUCCGUGCUGCCCUACCACGUGUACGUUCUGCACAUCAUCAUGAAGCCGCCGGCGCGCUACAGCGACGCCGAAAACUACUACUACGCCCUCUUGCGGCCGAUCGUCUUUCUGCUGCUUUACUCGAACAGCGCCAUCAAUCCGGCGCUGUACGCGUUCAUGUCGAACAACUUCCGCGCAAGCGCGCGCGAGGCCUUCCGCAGACGAGACGCCGCCGGCGCCAGCCGAUGCGCGAGCUACCCGGUCAACGCCACCUAUCGGAGCGUAUCGUACGCGAUGACGGCACAUCAGGUGUAG
Molecule: messenger RNA, 2178 nt
Organism: Priapulus caudatus
Lineage: Eukaryota; Metazoa; Priapulida; Priapulimorpha; Priapulimorphida; Priapulidae
Product: muscarinic acetylcholine receptor M4-like
Exons: 2
Coding region: 898-2178 (426 amino acids)
Biological process (GO): G protein-coupled receptor signaling pathway
Cellular component (GO): plasma membrane
Molecular function (GO): G protein-coupled receptor activity
Source: RefSeq, a predicted model, not a curated record